Molecule: messenger RNA, 1290 nt
Organism: Penicillium waksmanii
Lineage: Eukaryota; Fungi; Ascomycota; Eurotiomycetes; Eurotiales; Aspergillaceae
Product: RNA methyltransferase, TrmH family
Exons: 1
Coding region: 1-1290 (429 amino acids)
Biological process (GO): rRNA methylation
Cellular component (GO): mitochondrion
Molecular function (GO): RNA binding; RNA methyltransferase activity
Source: RefSeq, a predicted model, not a curated record
AUGAAAAAUGGGAAGCUCGAUAACAUCUCCAGCUCCCGAUACAACAGAAAAUCGCACGGCAACGAUUUCGACCAAGACAAAUUCAUCCGUACCGGCAGCUUUGAACGCUCAGCCCAAGAACACCGGCCUCGCGGACAGAGAGAUAUAAGAGAAUCGCGCCCCGGGACUGAACGAGGAAUGCCCCAACAGUCAGAGAGGCCCAAGGCUGCUGUAUCCAGGUCUCGUGCCCACCGAGCUACAGAGGGUAUGCCGCAGCGAGUAAAGGAAAAUGUCAAAGUUCCCGAGUCGAUCCCUUACACUACACCGGCAUCCGAAUUCAUCUACGGCACGGGCGCUGUCGAGGCGGCGCUUCGCUGUAGCCGACGUCAGCUAUACAAGCUCUACAUUUACCAAGCUGCCGGUGAAGACCUGAGUCCGACCAAGAUGGCUCUCCGCAAACUUGCUCUCUCCAAAAAUAUUGAAGCCAAGCUUGCAUUUGCAGGCUGGGAUCGGCUCCUUGACAAAAUGAGUGCCGGUCGGCCUCAUAACGGCUGUGUGCUGGAGGCAUCCCCGUUGCCAAAGCUUCCCGUGCGCGGUUUCCUGCCAGUCUCCUCGGCGACUGAGGAUCACUUCCGAGUUGAGCUGGCUCCCCAAUCGCGGGAGGAAGCUGCAGUCAAUGGCACGGGUGAUCGUAUUCCCAUCAUCCAAGCGCCCACGAUGCAAGGUCGGCCGAGUGAGCGAUACCCCGUCGCUUUGCUUCUAGAUGGUGUUGUUGAUCCGGGAAAUAUGGGCGCCAUCAUCCGAUCGGCGUACUUUCUGGGAAUUGAUGCGAUAGUCUUCGCUGGCCGAAACUGCGCUCCUUUGUCCCCGGUGACCAUCAAGGCAUCUGCUGGCGCUGCCGAAAACAUGACCCUUCUUCAUGUCAAAAAUGAGGUCGAUUUCAUCCAACGGUCCAAAGACAACGGGUGGCGCUUUUAUGCGGCUGAUGCGCCCGGUCCCGGUGCUGAGUAUCUCAGUCGUCAUUCAGGCGCAGGCCAAACAGAAGCUGGUGCUCUUCCUACCUCCCAAGCACCUAGUGUUCUUAUGAUGGGGAGCGAGGGAUCAGGGUUGAGUUCGCAUAUCAAAUCCCAUGCAGAUGCGAUCGUUAGCAUUCCCGGUGCUCGCCACAGUAUCGAGUUGGGCGCGCAAUCCGAUCCCGCUCGAAUUGACAGUCUGAAUGUCAGUGUGGCUGCAGCUCUACUCAUGGAGAUGUUCUUGCGAACCCCACUAGCAGUAUCCGAAUUGGCCAAGAAGAGAGGAGACAAGUCUUAA